UUACACGUGCAGUCAAUCGGCGCGAUCAAUUAACAUUAAUUUACACCGAAUUACUAAAACUGAAGUCCCUCACUUUGACUUGAUCACAAGAAAAAAAUCACAAAUCGAUACUAAAAGGAUGUAGAAAUGGGUAACUGUGUGCGAAUGACGAUCGAGGAAUUAAGUCGCAGAAGAUGUUCCGAAAAGACAAUUGUUUUACUAAUAACAGGACUUGAUAAUUCCGGAAAAACUAUGGUUUUAAAUAGAAUUAGUGGUGAUCCAAGUCAUAUUGUUUUCCCAACAAUUGGAUUCCGUACAGUGUCUCUGAAAUACAAAUCUUGUAAAAUAAAAGUAUACGAUCUUGGAGGAGGUCCACAAAUCCGAUCGAUUUGGAAAAAAUAUUACAGUGAUGUUCAUGGGGUAAUUUAUGUCGUGGAUGCAAGUGACUUAUCACGACUUUCAGAAAAUAGAGAGGUGUUCAGUGAACUUAUUACUCACGAACACGUUUCUGGAAAACCAUUAUUACUAUUAGCAAAUAAACAAGAUUUAAGAGGCGCGAUGGACGAACUGGAUAUAGUAGAUAAGUUAGACGUAGAAGAGUUGGCGAAUUCAAUGCGAUGUCCAACGAGAGUAGAAAUUUGUUCUAGCAUUUACACGGACCUAAAAGGGAAAGAAGAAAACCCUGGAAUCUCUGAAGGGUAUAGGUGGUUACUGGAAACAAUAUUGAAAGAUUAUAACAAUCUAAAUAAUCGAAUAAAGAAAUCCGAAAUUCCAAGGUAUCGGAAAUUAUCUGCAAGGUCUUCCGUAUUAUCAAAAGCAGGCUCGGCAAAUCCGUUUAAGCCCAUAAGAGAAUUUCUCAAAGAAAGAAAUAACUCCGUGGCGCCAGCAGUUCAAUAAUUUGCCGAAAUGCAGUCUGAGUCGCCAAAAAUCUCAACAGACUGAAUCUCCUUCGAGAAUUUACAAUACGUCAAGCCACGAAGUGCCUCUAAAAAUAGAAAAGUACACGAAAUCUCAGGGUGCGAUUUUAAAUUUUAGGAAACACAAUUUUCAAACUAUAAUAGACAAAAAAAUCAACUGAAACAUUUUAUCAACGAAGUAUAUUUAAAUGACAAAGAGAGAGUUAAUUGACGAAGACUCGCUUCGCAAUAACAUUUCCUUAAAUAUUUUAUUUUCUCAGUAAUCGUCCCUCUGAAGUGCAAUAGCGAUACGUACAAUAUUUAUAACAAAGAAACAGUCACUCUUCUUUUACCUAACAAUUAUAUACCUAAGUAUUGAAACCUAUUCUGAUUAUAUUUAUUCAUUUCCUAUCUUCACUACUUCUGUACAGUUAUAAAAUGCGGAUAGAAAAGAGGUCUCUACCUCUAGGGAAUAAAAUUAGUGCCUCUACCCGUGUACAUGUGAAGAUUAUCUAAACUAGAAAUUUUAUUGGCUAAGCUUCGAUUUGUAAUUGAGAUAGUAAAUCUUCUACUACUUUAA
Molecule: messenger RNA, 1455 nt
Organism: Belonocnema kinseyi
Lineage: Eukaryota; Metazoa; Arthropoda; Insecta; Hymenoptera; Cynipidae
Product: ADP-ribosylation factor-like protein 13B
Exons: 8
Coding region: 127-876 (249 amino acids)
Biological process (GO): receptor localization to non-motile cilium; non-motile cilium assembly
Cellular component (GO): ciliary membrane; non-motile cilium
Molecular function (GO): GTP binding; GTPase activity
Source: RefSeq, a predicted model, not a curated record